AUGCAAUGGUUUCGGGAUAGUGACAGAAAUACCAAGUAUUUUCAUGCUCAAGUGAGGGGAAAGAGGAAAAGACCACUACUAUCCAGAAUCUUAGAUAACAAUGGGAAUUGGCUUGAUUCUCAAAAAGAUAUGGCAAGGGAGGCAGUAGAAUUCUUCCAAGCUCAAUUCAUUGAAGAUAGGGUUCCUACCAACUUUGACAUCAUUCAGUACGUCCCUAAGUUGGUGUCUAUUGAACAUAAUGAAUUAUUGUGGCAAGAACCAACCAUGGAGGAGGUGAAGGCAACAGUAUUUGGGCUAAAUGGAGACAGUGCCAGUGGUCCAGAUGGAUUCACUGGACAUUUUUAUCAGGCAAGUUGGGAUAUUAUUGGGGAAGAUUUGCUUCAUAUGGAUGGAUUUGUUAAGGGCAGGAGUAUAGUGGAAAAUAUUUUACUUACACAAGAGAUCACAACUGAUAUAAGGAUGAGAGGGAAGCCAGCCAAUGUGGUGAUCAAAUUAGACAUGGCAAAGGCUUAUAAUAGAGUGUCAUGGUUGUUCUUGACAAAGGUGUUGAGGCAGAUGGGGUUUGGACAAUGGAUUCUUCAAAUCUACAAGGGUGUCAAGCAAGGAGAUCCUUUAUCUCCUACUUUAUUCAUUCUGGCAGCAGAGGUUCUUGGGAGAGCAUUGGAUGCAUUAUUAAAUAAUCCAGAUUUCAUAGGCUUUGGCAUGCCAAAGUGGAUCCAUAACAUCAACUACUUAUCCUAUGCAGAAUCAUAUUCUAUUCUUCUCACUAUGGAGCAGUCCAACUUGUCAUGA
Molecule: messenger RNA, 792 nt
Organism: Nicotiana attenuata
Lineage: Eukaryota; Viridiplantae; Streptophyta; Magnoliopsida; Solanales; Solanaceae
Exons: 3
Coding region: 1-792 (263 amino acids)
Source: RefSeq, a predicted model, not a curated record